CAUAGCACACACGUAGUCACUUACACACAAAGGUUGACAAUUUUUUUAUCACAAGCUCUCCACUUCAUUUCAUCUUCUUUAAAUUCAAAAUUAAUAUAUAUCACUUAUAAAAAUCCAAACUUAGAUCCAUUCCUUCAUUCAUCUUUCUUCAUUUGCGGGUCUUGUUUACUUCACUUCAAGAUUUCAUUAUCAUUUUUGGCCUCCACACUACGACUUGACAAUGGGUGGUAGGCUGACUAAGAGCGAUGAAACACCUAUGACUUCGGUACCUACAACAAAGCUUGAGGCCAAAAUUUUGGAGACAAUGCGUAAGAGAGAAUCUAAAGGGACGUCCAUGAAAUCAUUCAAUACCAUAAUCCUUAAAUUCCCAAAAAUUGACACAGGUCUCAGAAAGUGCAAAGCUAUCUUUGAAGAAUUUGAUGAAGAUAAAAGUGGUACAAUUGAUCCCAAAGAGCUGAAUCAUUGCUUCCGUAAGCUGGAAAUAGAUUUUACUGAUGAAGAAAUUAACGAUGUUUUUCGGGAAUGUGAUAUAAAUGAUGAUAUGGGAAUAAAUUUUAAGGAGUUCAUUGUGCUUCUAUGUCUCGUUUAUCUUCUGAAGAAAGAUGCCGUUUCUCUCCAUUCUAAUUCACGAAUGGGAAUCCCAAAUAUAGAAGCGACUUUUGAGACUUUGGUUGACUCAUUUGUGUUCUUGGACAAAAACAAGGAUGGUUAUGUUAGCAGGAGUGAGAUGGUUGGUGCAAUAAAUGAGACCACUACUGGAGAGCGAUCUUCUGGCCGCAUUGCCAUGAGGAGAUUCGAAGAGAUGGAUUGGGAUAAAAAUGGAAUGGUGAACUUCAAAGAGUUCCUUUUUGCCUUCACAAAGUGGGUUGGAAUUGAGGAUGCGGAGGAUGAAGAAGAGGCUGAAAAUGAGUAAAAAAUGAUAACAAAGCAUGGUGUCUUGCUAUCUUGCACCGAGCAGUUUGGGAAUGUGAGAAGCGAGAAUAUCAAGCCUUGGAACAACCUGUGGAAAUUUCACGCGCACACCCUAUAUUGAUGGCUGAGCCAUCAAGGGGGAAACAAGCUCGAUUUUUGUGUUUUCUUUUGCUUGUACAAGUAAAUAGCUUUGAACGUGGAACUUGUUGCCUUUAUCUAUCAGUAACAUAUUUUGAUUGUUGUAAUGUAAUAUUUGUAAUCUGACGUUUUUGUACAUUGUUCUGCUAGAAUAUUUUGCUUGAA
Erigeron canadensis is the source of this 1215-nucleotide messenger RNA. RefSeq names its product probable calcium-binding protein CML21. Gene Ontology annotation, molecular function: calcium ion binding. Bases 221 to 913 code for a protein of 230 amino acids. NCBI's taxonomy places the organism in Eukaryota, Viridiplantae, Streptophyta, Magnoliopsida, Asterales, Asteraceae. The transcript is spliced from 5 exons. The record is from RefSeq and is a predicted model, not a curated record.